AGCACAUAUACUACCCGUGCCAGCGCACAUUCCUAGCACACUUUCUUUUCCCCAUUACUCACGCUCUACAGGGAGCAGGGACAAGGGAGAGGAAGAAAAGGGCGGGUUGCGUUUUACGCAGUCGUUGCAUCUUGUGUGUGUCACCCAUUUAGGGUAUCGGGGCUCCUCUUGCUCUUCUUUUCUCAGGGCAGUUUCUACACCACACCUCCACCACCGGUCUUAUUCCUUGUUGUUGUUUCUUUCCUUUCUUUCGCGUCGCACGCGUGUCUCUUUUCGGUAAAAAUUGAUUAGGAUGCUUCGUCAACUCGUCGCCCCGAUGCGGCACGCGUCGCUCAAGGCGCACCUCGCACCGUCCGUCAUCGUUACGCAGCAGCGCCACGUGAACAUGAACCGCAGUGUGCAGACCCGCUGGGAAAUGGAGAGCCAGACGGCCUCGCAGAAGCGCACCGACUACGACUUUGACAAGGAGCAGUGGAUGAAGCAGAUGCGGUUUGCAUCGAUGGACUGCAUCAUGGACCCCGACAUCACGCCCAUCCGCUACACUUCCCUUGCGGGUAUGAAAAAGGCUUUCAGGCGCUUUGUGACAAUGCGGAAGUUGACCGACCGUCGCCCUGACUUCGACCUUGCGCACCUGAAGCAGCUCUUCAUUCAAUUCAAGACGCUCUCCCACGAGAAGAGUCAGGAUUGCUUCAAGACGCUGCAGCGCAUCACCACCCACGGCGAGGCGGACCGCAUCCUCAAGGAAAUCAAGGGUCGCAUGAAUGACGAAUUUACCAAGAAGAGCUGGAAGUCGUUGAAGCAGCACGGGUCGCAGAGUACCUACGAAAUCGAGGUGGACUCUUUUGACUUAGUCACGUGCUAUAUGGGUCAGAUGUCACAGGAUGACUGGCUGCAAAUCACGUAUCGUUGCGAAUUUCGUGAGCGAAUGGGUAAAGAGUUUGAAUGGGAGAAACAGCUGGAGUAUCCGGUAUUCGAAGUGCGCCUCAGCGAUGGCGUGAAAACGGCAAACACCUAUCCGUUUAUUGUGGUCGGUGUGUUGAAGAAGGACGGCACACGGUACGGCAAGGACUCCCAGGACGCGGCCGACCUUCGUAAGCAGUUCGAUCGCACAGGAAGCUGGUUCUAA
Molecule: messenger RNA, 1126 nt
Organism: Leptomonas pyrrhocoris
Lineage: Eukaryota; Euglenozoa; Kinetoplastea; Trypanosomatida; Trypanosomatidae
Exons: 1
Coding region: 293-1126 (277 amino acids)
Source: RefSeq, a predicted model, not a curated record